Messenger RNA from Anguilla rostrata (American eel), 2454 nucleotides. RefSeq names its product NF-kappa-B-activating protein-like. The transcript has 10 exons. Gene Ontology annotation, biological process: regulation of gene expression. Gene Ontology annotation, molecular function: chromatin binding. The coding region runs from base 451 to 1614 and encodes 387 amino acids. Gene Ontology annotation, cellular component: nucleus. The record is from RefSeq and is a predicted model, not a curated record. NCBI's taxonomy places the organism in Eukaryota, Metazoa, Chordata, Actinopteri, Anguilliformes, Anguillidae.
GUAUUAUUUUAAUAGCAAUGUACUGCAGUUUCUUUGCUUAAUGUUACCAUAUAGUUUUCAGUUAUAGAGUCAAUACAAAUACUUAAUAGUGUUUAUUCAGGAAUUUGUUUGCUAUGUUUAACGCACAACAGCUAUUGUAGAUUAUUUCAAAUGACUGGUAAUGUUUCUCUAUUAUUGUGAAUAUUUCUGAAAUAUUGAAUUCAAGGGCUAGCUUGCGACUAUAUUAAAGAUAACAAGCGCAACGGACAGAUAACUCGCAUUCUUCAAAAGGAACGAAAGUACAUGUCUUGUGUUGAACAGGAGAGAAUAUUCAGCAAAGCACAACGUUCUUGUACACAACAACAAAAAAACUGUCUGAAAAACGUGACGUUUCGCCAGGCCCGAUUGGCUGAAAAAGUGGGUGGAUGCGCCAAUUUCAAGAUAGACCAUAAGAGAUAAAAGAUGUAAGGCAUGCCUCCCACCCAUCGGUCAACGAGUCGCAGUUCCGACCGGGUGAGCAGUCCGAAAAAAGAGCGACGCAGCCGGUCCCGCAGCGGCAGCGGCAGGAGUCGCUCUAGAAGCCCCGCAAGUAAAUCCGGCAAGCACAACGGGAACUCUGUCAAAGAGGACCGACGGGCGCGGUGGUGUGACUUCAGGGAUAGGAGCGGGACAAGGUUUUACGCGGGGAACUCUCGAAGCCGGUCCCGGUCCCGGUCCAGGGAGAGAGAUUCGUGGCAGCAGCAGCAGCGAGACGGGAGACACGGCCACGGAUCCCGUUUCGACCAUUAUAGCAAAAGGGAUGACGCUAUACGGCAGCGACAAGAUGUUUUAAUUGCUAGGCGGCUGCAAGAAAGAGAGAGGAUCGGGGAACUAGGGGCACCAGAAGUCUGGGGCUUUUCGCCGAGGGUUAGAGAACCAGAUUCUGAUGAGCAUACCCCUGUUGAGGAUGAUGUGAAAAACAACAGCACUGAUUCGAGCUCAGAAGAGGAAAAGAAGAAAAAGAAAAAGAAGAAAAAGUCCAAAAAGAAGAAACACGGGAAGCAUUCAGAGGAUAGUGAGUCAGAGUGUGAAUCUGACGAAGAGAAAAAGAAGAAAAGGAAGAAAAAAGGAAAAAGCAAAAAGAAGAAAUCAAAGAAGAAGAAGAGUAAGCGUAGCCGGAAACAGUCGAGCGAUUCCAGUAGCGAUCAGUCUGAAGACGAAGAGGAGGACCAGAAUGGGGAGCUGUGGGUGGAGAGAACCUGCAGUGAUGAACAUAUUGUUGGUCCUGAGGCUCCCCUUACCCACCUGUCCCAGGAUGACAAACCUCUCAACUAUGGCCAUGCGCUGUUACCAGGUGAAGGCGCUGCCAUGGCAGAAUAUGUGAAAGCUGGAAAGCGUAUCCCUAGAAGAGGUGAAAUUGGCUUGACCAGUGAUGAGAUUGCCGCCUUUGAGCAGUCCGGAUAUGUUAUGAGUGGAAGCAGGCAUCGCCGGAUGGAGGCUGUGCGUCUCAGAAAGGAAAACCAGAUCUAUAGUGCAGAUGAAAAGAGAGCGCUGGCAUCCUUUAACCAGGAAGAGCGCAGGAAGAGGGAGAACAAGAUCCUGUCAAGCUUCCGGGAAAUGGUGUACAGGAAAACAAAAGGCAAAGAAGAAAAAUAAAGCAUUCUCCUACCACAGUACCAAAUCCAUUUUCCUUAUAAUUUAAAAUGUUUUGUUAUACAAAUACAGAUUUAAAUUAUUCUUAUGGUAUUAUUGUCAUUUUAUUGAUGUUACCCAACAUUAUAUUAUUUACAGAGAAACCCAUGGUAUGCUGCCCCACAUUGUGUUUAUUUUAUCACUGAAAUUUACAGAAACAUAUUUGUAAAUAUUUCAGUAUUGGAAGGGGUUCUGACUUAAGUUUAAGGCAAAAUGAGGACAAUAUUUACAAAAUAGAUUUUCUAAUUUAAGAGUAUUUCCCCAGAACAUUAAUGUGUAUUUUUGUGUUGUGUGUACAUAGUGAACAGAUUCCCAAACCUUGUAAUCCCAGAAUUGUUUUAAACAUUAAUAUAAUUUUUUUCAAAUGAAAACCAUUUUCAGCUCUCACUAAGUGAUCUGUAAUCUCAUAAUACAUGGUGCACUUACCAAUAAAAAUGCAUGCAUCUGUGUAAUGCUUACAAUUUCUGCAAUUUUCAGUAAUCCUGUAAAUUAUCCUGUUUUUUGAUACAGGAAAAUGAUAAUGUAUGUUAUUAGAAGUUGAUGGUUUCUUGAAGUAGAGUCUUGCUCUCAAUGAUGUCUUUUAGCCACUUUUCUCUAAAACUUGUUUUUCCUGGCCUGUGAAAUGGGGAAAAAAAAGUCAUCCGGAGGAAGUUCUGUAUUGAACAGAGAAAAGACAAGACGUGUUUAAGAUAUACCUGUGUCUCAGCCUGCAUGCUUCCACAACAUAAUACACUUCUACUGGUAAGCUCUACAGGUAGAGGGAAAAAUAGAUGCAAAUGUGAGUAAUAAAUUAUUUUACCCGUA